AUGACGGCCCUGGCCCGUGGUCGGGAAGCGGAGUCGCAAGAUGGACGACGCCAGCUUUCCCUGGUUUCAGAUUCGCCGCCUAACCUGCCGCGGCGGCUCCCGCCUUCCUGGCAACCAUGGACUACGGAGGAGGACGCGGUGCUGCUGCGGCACGCGCUAAGGCACGGCACGCGGCAGUGGGGGCGGCUGGUGCGAGGCAAGCAGCUCCUGCGCGGCAACAAGGCGUGCUGCAACCGUUUCCUCUUCCUCAAAAAGAAGUUUACCCAGAAGCCCACUGAUGCCACAUUGCCAGCUCAGCAACAGUUCCAGCAAGGCCCAUCCGUCUCCACUUCCUCCAGCCAACCACAGCGACACAUGUGUAGCCGUCCUGAUGUGGCGUUGCAAUAUGGCGGGCUGUCAUUGGUCGAGUGCAUGCAGCUGUUCCUCCCCGCUGGUAUUCGAGACAUCGUGGUCCCACCUGCUGUUUCACCUGACCAUGCACCUGAGUUCAAUCCAGCACCUGCUGAGGCUAUCCUCGCGGAUCCGGAGCAGUUUGUACCGAGCAUGGGACGCCUAGGGAGAGAGAAUGCAGUAGCAGCAGCAGCAGUAACAGCAGCAGCAGCAGCAAUAGCAGCAGCAGCACCAGCAGCAGCAGCAGCAUCAGGACAAGUAGGAGAAGGAGCAACAGGAGCUCAGCAGCGCACAGCAUCAGUGGCAGAUCGCCAGCUGGCUCACAUUCUGUUUCCGGAAUUACGAGCCACAGAUGUAUGCACCAUGAACCCCAUGAAUCGGGGGAUGAAGAGGCUUCGCAAUGUCAACACAGGAUUCAGCAGCGGCGGCGCUCACACCGGCACGUGUGAAGGCCUGUCGGCUGUGCAGCUUCAAAACAUUGAAGUUGUCCGGCCUGCAGCUCACUGCAGCAGCAUCAACACACCCAUCUGGGGCUCUCUCCCCGCCCUUGACUGGCCUCUUUCCUUCUCAACCUCCCUCUCACCCUCCUUCACACCCUCCUUCACACCCUCCUUUUCACCCUCCGUCACACAUUUCCUCGCACCCUCUCUCUCACCGACCCACAUGUCCACCUCUCGGACCUACCCAGCCAGCCCUCUCUCAUCCGCGUCGCACUGGCACUCCACCUCUCGCAAGCCCUUCGCCUUCAGCCUGACUCAAAGCUCCCUCCUGCAUACCGCCCUUCCUAACAUCUUUUCGCCAUCCCUCCACUCUACCGUCCCUCCUCCCACCACUCCCUCCACCGCCCUCCCCAUCGCUCCUGCCAGACACAACCCUCUCCCGUCCCCUUCCUCCUUCAUACCCUUCCCUUCAGCUCCCAGCCAGUUUGCUGCUUUGUUCACGCCCACUCCUCUCAUUACACCCACGACGCUAACGGUGUCAUCAGCCCCUACCACCGUCAUCAACCGUGGCCCACCGCACUCUAUUCCCUCCUUCCCCUUACUCUCGGACCUCCAGUCCGCCCUCCACUCUCCACCGGCCAAAGCACCUCUCACACUCUCCGACCCACAGCACUACCCUUCUCAGUGCUACCCUUCCCGCAGUGCCUCCCCAAGCAACGCUGCUUCCUCCGCUUCUGUCGAAUGCUCCCCGCCUUCCUCCCAGACCUCCUCCCAACCCUCCUUCCAACACGUCUUCCGACCCUCCGCUACGCCAGUGGAAUCACAGCAGCUGCGAGCCACAGCCGCUCCGUCAGCUGCUCCUUCCCACCCUGCUGCAGCAGCAACAUCCGCAAGCGUGCUUUGCAUUCCUCCCAUUCCUCCUGUGCUUCCAGCAGCAGCAGCCCUUCCAACUUCUUUGUAUCAUGCAACAAUGGACACACCUCCCUUGUCUUCACCUGCACUAGCAGCAGAACAUGGGAGGCCGCAGAAGAUGCCUCGGACGAGCCGAGGAGUUUUGCCCCCCGCUGCUCUGGAAUUCGCCCGCUCCUUUUUUUCUGGGCUGUUGGGCAGGGUUGAUCACCAGGGAAGCGAGAGCAGCGACAGGGAAGGACUGCCUAGUUUGAGCGAGUCUUUACUGUCUGACAUGGUUACUGCAGCGACUGCUGCUCCUGGUGUAACUGCUACCCCUGAUGUGACUGAUUCUCCAGCAGCAGCGGCUCUUGCAGCAGCAGCAGCAGCAGAAGGCAUACCAGUAUGUCAGGGAGAGGUAUCCAUUUGGAAGGAUCUGAUUGAGCUGGAGGGCGGGGAGAUGGAGGUGGUCUGUGGUGUGGAGAAGAGAGCAGGGUUGGCGCUGGGCUCUUUCUGCGAGCUGGAGGUCCUCUUACAGGAGAAUGAACAAGCUAGUGUGGCACCAUUUGGCACACAAUGA
Messenger RNA from Closterium sp. NIES-65, 2298 nucleotides. Lineage: Eukaryota; Viridiplantae; Streptophyta; Zygnematophyceae; Desmidiales; Closteriaceae. The record is from the annotation of a GenBank genome assembly.